Molecule: messenger RNA, 1260 nt
Organism: Strongylocentrotus purpuratus (purple sea urchin)
Lineage: Eukaryota; Metazoa; Echinodermata; Echinoidea; Camarodonta; Strongylocentrotidae
Product: protein Wnt-9a
Exons: 3
Coding region: 30-992 (320 amino acids)
Biological process (GO): multicellular organism development; neuron differentiation; canonical Wnt signaling pathway
Cellular component (GO): extracellular region
Molecular function (GO): frizzled binding; cytokine activity
Source: RefSeq, a predicted model, not a curated record
CAAGCACAAAUCGGAUAUCUCUAGACAGAAUGGGCCGCGAUUGUAAGAAUCUGUUCCUCACGAAGAAACAGCAGAAACUGUGCAAUAGAGAUGACGGGAUGGUUCUGGUUCUAUUAGAUGCUUUUCGUCUCAGCCUAACAGAGUGCAGACAACAAUUCAAACAUGAAAGAUGGAAUUGCAGUAUGACAAAUGAUGCACAAAGACUCAACAUUGUAAAAGAAGGUAUGAAGGAGACAGCGUUCCUCUCCGCGAUCAGCUCAGCGGGACUCGUCCACGCCAUCGCCCAGGGCUGCAGUCGUGGGACGCUAGAUCGAUGCUCGUGUGACGAUGUCAGCUUCAGCGCCGAGGCCAACCGGGAAGCAUGGAAAUGGGGAGGGUGUGGGGAUAACCUCAAGUACAGCCAAAGGUUCCUCAAAGACUUCUUAAAGAACAGAUCGAGUGGAAGUAGAGAUCUUAGAAGUAAGAUGGAGAGACACAACAGUGACCUUGGAAUAAGGACCGUUCGAAGACGGGUUGACAAGGUCUGCAAAUGUCACGGCAUCUCAGGGGCAUGCACCACUCAGACGUGUUGGAAACAGCUCGGUCCUUUCCAUAGCAUCGGUGUAGAUCUCAAAGAGAAAUACGAACGAAGUGUUCAGGUCAUCCUUGCGAACCGUGCCGACGGUGAAAACGAGCUCGUACGCAGACGACAGCCGCGUCCCGAGGAAAAGAUAUACCCCGACUCGCUCACGUCGCCGACGUCGCCGGGGCCAGGCGAUCUCGUUUUCGAGAGAGAGUCGCCGGAUUUUUGCACGCCGAGUAAAUAUUCUGAGGGGACUGGGGGACGAACUUGCGAUAAGAUUAGGACCUGUAAUAGCCUCUGCUGUGGACGAGGAUACAAUAUUCGGAGUGUCAUGGUGACACGCGCGUGUCAGUGCAGAUUCCAUUGGUGCUGUGACGUCAUUUGUCAACGCUGCACGACGCGUGAGGAGAUACAUCUUUGCAGAGCGUAAACGAGAGAGCAGUAGACCUUUAAAAGACUGGAUGGCCAGGAAUGUGUCCGGAAGACAACGCAUCGAAAAAGGUGCCAUUUGGAGACCAAAGUUGGAGAUGUUAAAUGCAUUGAUUUCAUGGAAUUUUCUACAGAUUUAAAUGGAGUGAAAAACGAAUUUGAUGACAUCGGGGUCUCGAAAUGAUGUGAACUAAAAGCUGACGUACUUCGUUCAUUUAGAAAAUCAAAUUGGUUAAAAGACACAUGAACUGUCGCACGAUUUGAUGUAC